Trametes versicolor FP-101664 SS1 is the source of this 975-nucleotide messenger RNA. RefSeq names its product kinase-like protein. The record is from RefSeq and is a predicted model, not a curated record. Bases 1 to 975 code for a protein of 324 amino acids. The transcript is spliced from 2 exons. NCBI's taxonomy places the organism in Eukaryota, Fungi, Basidiomycota, Agaricomycetes, Polyporales, Polyporaceae.
AUGACCACUGCACAAUUGGAGGAAAAAGCUUACCGGAACCUCAAUCAGUCCGCUCUGAGGCAGAUCACGAAAGCUUUGGACGACGACCCCUCUAUCGACUUAGAACCGGUCGUGAACCUAUUGCACUCGACCUAUGCUAAGUACCGCCAAGCGGUACCUGAGCGUGUGGUACGGCAACAGGAGAGGCAUGUCUCCUCGCUGGUCGUCUCACGCGUUUUCUCGGGCAGGAUGGUCUGGGAAAGCGGCGUCCGUGCCGUGAUCCAGAUUAGCCCUGAUGUCGCUGUGAAGCUCACCCGCUCCCUCGACUACGACGAGCACGACGUUAUGCGGUAUCUGGAAGAGCGCAUCCCCGCCAUCCCUGCACCGCGUGCCUUGGGUUUGGUCACCGUUGGGGCUACCGCCUUCAUGUUCAUGACUCUGAUUCCUGGCACCACCUUGGAGGCACGCUGGUCAUCGCUGUCUUCGGAGGCGAAAGGAAAGAUUCGAGGGAUACUAGAUGCGAAUCUCCUGGCUCUGCGACGAGUUGAACUUCCUCCCGGAGAGCCUUUUGGGGCCCCCGUUGGCCGCCGCCUAUGCAAGGAUGCUCGCAACGCCAUACGAGUCAGCCCGUCGCCCAUCUACUCUGAAGCCGCUUUCAACGAUUACCUCAUGCAUGACUCAUCCCCACGAGUGGCGACAAGCUACAAGAGCUGGCUGCGCUCGAUGCUACGGGAAGACCACCGCAUCUUGUUUACCCAUGGCGACUUCCAUCCACGGAAUGUGAUGAUAACCGACGGAGACGACCCGGAGCUGACUGGUAUCAUCGACUGGGAAAUGAGCGGAUUUUAUCCCGAACAUUGGGAGUACUUAAAGGCGAUGAAUACUCGUUCGGUUACAGAUACGGGCGACUGGUGGGAUCACCUGCCGCCCUGCAUCUUGGGGUACGACCAGGAGGUCGUGUUGGACCGAUACAUAGAAGCCUCUAGACUUUACUGA